AUAAAAGCCUGGAGCAACAAAUAAACAGUGGUAACAAUACUUUAGAUAAAAACUCAAAACUAUAUGAUCAAUUAGUUUGUAAUGAUAAUAUUUCAGAUAUAAGCUCAGAAACUUUGCAACGGCAACUGGACAAUAGCGGCAGCUCUAUCACUAUGAAUACAAGCUCAGGAACUUCGCAAUGGCAACUAGACAAUAGUGGCGGCCCUAUUGCUAUGAAUACAAACUCAGUACCUUCGCAACGGCAACUGGACAAUAUUGGUGGCUUUACGAAUACAAGCUCAGUACCUUCGCAAUGGCAAUUGGAUAAUAGUGGUGGCUCUAUAAAUGAAAGUUUGAAAUCUUCACGUUUGCGAUUGGAUAAUGGUAGCGAACCUUUGGAUGAAAUCUCAGAACCCUUAUGUUUGCGAUUAGAUAAAGGUGGCAACGGAUCUUUGAAUGAAAGCUUAGAACCUUCACGUUCACGAUUAGAUGAAAGUAGUGGAUCUUUAAGUAAAAACCCACAUCGGAAGCCAGAUG
Racocetra persica is the source of this 516-nucleotide messenger RNA. NCBI's taxonomy places the organism in Eukaryota, Fungi, Glomeromycota, Glomeromycetes, Diversisporales, Gigasporaceae. The record is from the annotation of a GenBank genome assembly.